AUGGAGAAAAAAUAUACUCAAAAGUUUCGAAAAGAAUGGAUUAAUAAUCCCAUGUUAAAAGAAUGGAUCAGUGAAUGUAAAGAUCCAGAGAAAGCUUAUUAUAAUGCAGGCAAUCCGAACGACAAUAAUAAUGAUAGGAAUAACACAUUUUGCUCUACUAACAAUAAUAACGACAGUGAUAACUCUGGUAAUAUCAUUAGAAAUGUUGAAACAGAAGUUUGUGCUACAUCGGUAAAAUUACCAUCUUUUUGGAACGAACACCCUGAAGCGUGGUUUAUACAUGUAGAAACAAUGUUCAGAAAUAAACGAAUUCAGAAUGAUAAUUCCAAAUAUGAACAUAUUAUUAUAUCACUUCCACAAGAAGUUAUUAUGUCAGUCAUAGAUAUAGUGCAAAAUCCUCCAUUAGAAAACCGUUAUUUAACUUUAAAGAGUAAGCUUUUAGAACGCCACUCUUUAAGUGAACAAAGAAAGCUGGAUAAACUACUUUCAGAUUCAGUAAUAGGAGAUCGCAAACCUUUAGAAUUUUAUAGGUAUCUUUUACAAUUAGCUGGUCGUAAUAUAAAUUCUGAAUUCCUUAAAAAUGUUUGGCUUAGAAAACUUCCAAAAGCACUUAACAUAGUACUAGUUGGUUCCAAUGUUGUUAAUACUGAAGAUUUAUUAAAAAUAGGGGACAAUAUAUGGGAAGUAUCAAGUAAAACUGAAAUAUAUAAUGUUGAACCAAAUCAUAAUAUUCCGAGACAUUCAAAUAUUGAUACAGUUGUUGAAAAUUUAGUGAUGGUUACUUCUGCAAUGUGCGAACAAUUUAACAAAUUAUCAUUGGAAAUUUCAGAAGUUAAAAAUUCUUUUCAGACAUUUCGACCAACAUUUUCUAAUCGUAGUAGAACUAUGUUGUAA
This is a messenger RNA of Lucilia cuprina (Australian sheep blowfly), 894 nucleotides long. RefSeq lists its product as uncharacterized. The transcript is spliced from 3 exons. The record is from RefSeq and is a predicted model, not a curated record. NCBI's taxonomy places the organism in Eukaryota, Metazoa, Arthropoda, Insecta, Diptera, Calliphoridae. The coding region runs from base 1 to 894 and encodes 297 amino acids.